This is a messenger RNA of Metarhizium brunneum ARSEF 3297, 1341 nucleotides long. RefSeq names its product Peptidase M20 domain-containing protein 2. Lineage: Eukaryota; Fungi; Ascomycota; Sordariomycetes; Hypocreales; Clavicipitaceae. Gene Ontology annotation, molecular function: dipeptidase activity. The record is from RefSeq and is a predicted model, not a curated record.
AUGAGUCCCGUGACAGUCGACACUGUAACCCAGGCUCGUGCCAUUGUCAACGCCAGGUUGGACGAGUUGGACGACGGCCUGCAUCAAGUGAACAGGACGCUCCAUGCAAAUCCAGAGCUUGCAUACAAGGAGUUCAUCGCCCAUGACACCAUUACCGCCUACCUCGAGAAGCUUGGUUUCCAGGUGGAGAGGAGCGCGUGGGGAUUGGCCACGAGUUUUGAUGCCACCGUUGGAUCUGGCGAUAGACAAGUCAUCUUUUGUGCCGAGUAUGACGCCCUGCCAGAGAUUGGGCAUGCCUGUGGCCACAACCUCAUUGCCAUCUCGUCCAUCGGGGCCUUCCUUGGAGCGGCAGCGGCCAUGUCGGCGCUCAAAAUCGACGGCCGUAUUCGACUCCUGGGAACGCCGGCAGAAGAGUCCGGCGGAGGCAAGCAGGACCUCGUCGAGGCGGGCGCAUUCAACCCUCCCGAGAGCGUCGUCGCGGCCAUCAUGGCUCACCCCAUGCCGAUAGAGUAUGUCUCUCAGGGGGGGUUCUCGGGCCUGGCGGGCAUGAAGCUCAUUGCUUGCCAAGGCACGCUCGUCGAAUUCAAGGGCCGAACAGCACACGCGGCCGGUGAGCCGUGGAAAGGUGUCAACGCGCUUGACGGAGCCGUCGCGGCAUACAACAAUGUCUCUCUCCUGAGGCAACAGAUGCACACGGAAGAUAGAGUACACGGCGUCUUCGAGGUCGGAGGCACGGCGCCCAAUGUGAUCCCCGACUACACCCGCAUGAACUGGAUAGUGAGAAGCCCAACGGCGGCGGGAUGUGACAAGCUCAUGGAACGGGUGACCAAGUGCUGGGAGGCUGGCGCAUCCGCGUCGGCUUGCGAGAUGAAAACGACGAGGUUCGUCCGAAGCCCCUUCUUGUUGUUGCCAAGUUGUUCGUACUUGCUCGAGGGUGCCAAGAAGAAACUAUUAACAUUGGACAUUCCCAACAGACAGCACCACUACUUGAAUCUCAGGGCCAAUGAUAGUCUGUGCCAAAUCUACGUGGAUGAAAUGGCCGCCUUUGGCCAAAACAUUCAUCUCAAAAUAGAUCGGGCGUUGAACGCAUCCACCGACAUGGGCAACGUAUCCCAUUUUGUGCCCAGUUUCCACGGCGGAAUUGGCAUACCCGCGGAACCCGGCGUUGCCAUGCACAAUCCGCGGUUUGCCGCUGCCGCCGGGACGGAUGAGGCUCACGGAGCGGCGAUUCAGGCGGCAAAGGGAAUGGCCAUGCUGGGGUUGAGGGUGCUUUUGGACAGCAAAGUUGCCGCUCAAGCGCGUCUCGACUUUGAAAGGGACGACGAAGAAGCACACUUGUAG